UACACAUAAACAUUGAGAAAACACAUUUCCUCGAUUAGAUAUAAAUUAUCCGAGUAGAAUUAAAGUGCAACGUCAUGACCUUCAACAUUGUAAAUGGCGGACGUAACAUUCAACCCGCGUUCAAUUAAAAGCUUGCGAUUCAAAUUGCAAGUAAUGGUGAUUCAGUAGUGGAGAAAGCUUUAACUGGAUUUAACAAACAUUUGAUAAGGUAAAUCUGUUGCCAAUCAAUCACCAGUAAUACCUGCAUACUAAUGGACGCUGGAGAAUGCAGUCCCAGCUUGCAGGACUGCAGCAUGGUUCACAGACCUGUUGGAGACUUGUUUGCGCCAGUAACGGACGUCGAUGAAUGGCAGUCGUUCAUGCUGAGUCUGUCCCAGAUAGAACAGUUCCAGAGAGAUGGCUUCCUGCUGAAUGUCCCUGUACUGACACCAGACCAGUGUGACAAAAUACUUGCUGACUACAAGUACUUUCUGGGUGAAGAAAAGCACCCAGGCAUGGAGAUGUUGUAUGAAUACCAUAGCAACCAGAGUGGUGACCCUGACAACGUUCUGAUGCACGCUCUGGGUCAUUGGAGGCUUACAAAACAUUUCCAUGACCUGGUGUUCCUUCCAAACGUUGUGGUUCCUGUGUCUCAGCUGUUGGACCCAGGAAGGAUGUCCUCUGUACGCUUCUGGCAUGAUCAGCUGUUUGCCAAGCCUCCAUUCCACGGGGGUAAUGUAGCUUGGCAUCAGGAUUACUCCUACUGGACCAGGACAACACCUAUGGCCCACCUUACUGUUCACAUAGCCUUAGAUGACCAGACAGAGGAGAACGGUGGCCUACACUACAUACCUGGCUCACAUAGAUGGACUCGAGAUGAUGGCAAGCCUUUGCCAGUGACUGAUUUUAGUUUCAAGGAUAUGGAAUCCAUAAAAACCAUCCUAACCGAGGAAGAAAAGGAUGGUUUCCGACCUGUUUGUGGAAAUCUAAGGAAGGGAGAAGCAAGCUUUCAUCAUGCUCUUGCUGUGCAUGGUUCUUAUGGAAACAGAUCAGAUAAGCCACGUCGAGCUGCAGUACUCAACUACUUCAAAGACGGUGUGUGCUCCAACACGGACGGAGAAAUCCUCAAAGAUAUUUGUGUGCCUAAGGGGUCAAAAAUGGAUGGCCAGUUCUUUCCAUUGGUGUUUGAUCCAGAGUGCAUGCCUUUCAAUGAAGCUUCAAAAUGAACAUAAACAUGGAAUAUUAUAUUGGACAUUAUUGGUUACAUAUGAUACAAGACACUAAUGUCUCUAAAGUACCUAUUUGAUAGCAAUGUUAGUACACUAUUUAUUGAAUUUUCAUACCUAUUUGACUGAUUGUUUUAUCAUACUGAUUAUAUUGUUAUUGUGUAUUGUAUUCACAUGUUGAAAAAGGCCUAAUGUUUUUGAAUGUAAUAUUUAAUAUAAUGGUAGUAACUUUAUUUAAAGUGUCAUAUUGUUAUAAUGUUGCCUUCAAUAGUGUUUUAUUUAAACAUAAAAUUAUAUGUUUGUGCAUUUAUGAUUUUUUAUCACACUGUUUUCAUAUUAAUAAACUCUAAGAAAGAUAUUCAUUGUGAUAAGUAUACAAUGUUGUUCUUUGACCCUUUGCAGGCCUUGGAAAUUCAGAAGACAUAUUUUAUAAAGGACAAUUAAAUACCACUGUGCAAACCUCAUGCUAUUGAUAACAUUGAAUUCUUGUCUGUAACAUUCUCUUGGAUUGUCUUGACAUGCUUACAAAUACAAGUGUUACCAUGUAUAGAAAAACAAUGGUUCGGUAUUGUUCUGUCUCAACGAUUCCGUCAUUUAUUCGUGAAAAUAAAUAUGAAUUUGAA
Messenger RNA from Dreissena polymorpha, 1828 nucleotides. RefSeq names its product ectoine dioxygenase-like. NCBI's taxonomy places the organism in Eukaryota, Metazoa, Mollusca, Bivalvia, Myida, Dreissenidae. The record is from RefSeq and is a predicted model, not a curated record. The coding region runs from base 252 to 1205 and encodes 317 amino acids. The transcript has 11 exons.